This is a messenger RNA of Thelazia callipaeda (thelaziosis nematode), 389 nucleotides long. The record is from the annotation of a GenBank genome assembly. Lineage: Eukaryota; Metazoa; Nematoda; Chromadorea; Rhabditida; Thelaziidae.
AUGCUACAUGUAUUUAAUGGCCCUAUUGAGCCAACAUCGUUAGCUGAAUUUCAAGAAUCAAAAAAGAAGGCAACAUUAUUCACGUGUAAAAAUAAUAAACGAAAAGUUGAUUAUCUCAAAGAUGGGCGACGUUUUAUCGAUGGUAAGAUUGAGAAUAAACAAAGUGCGUCGUCACUUUGGUCUACCGUCUUGGCACGAUCAGUUGCGCAGGAUUUGAAAGCUCGAUCACAGAAAGAUUUAAAUUCAAAUAAUCUUGGAUAUAUGCGACAAUAUAUGCAUUAUUUAUCACAAAAACUAACGCAACAACGAAACAUACGAAUAAUGUGUACUCUAAUUGCAGUGAAUAUCAUAUUGAUUGUAUUUUUUAUGUAUUUUUUCGUUUUAUAAAU